UUUCUCAGCAAUUGAAGUAGACAGUAAGAUCGAAAAUGCCGGCCGUGGGAGGAAUCGGUCCGGGUACCGGCAAGGAGUACCCGGGUAACCUCACCCCAUACGUCAUGGUAACGUGUAUAGUAGCGGCCAUGGGAGGUUUGAUUUUCGGUUAUGAUAUCGGUAUCUCAGGCGGUGUGACGACAAUGACUCCGUUUUUAAAAAGGUUUUUCCGAAGUGUUUGGGAGAAGAAGGAAGCCGAUAAAUCGAAGAAUCAGUAUUGCCAAUACGACAGCCAAACGCUGACGAUGUUCACGUCGUCGCUGUAUUUGGCUGCUCUGUUGUCUUCCAUUGUAGCCUCCACUGUCACCCGUAAGCUGGGGAGGAAACUGUCGAUGCUCUUCGGCGGUUUGCUCUUCUUCGCCGGAGCUCUCAUUAACGGCUUUGCUAAAGCCGUUUGGAUGUUGAUCGUCGGCCGGAUAUUGCUCGGUUUCGGUAUAGGAUUCGCCAAUCAGUCUGUGCCACUCUACCUCUCGGAAAUGGCCCCAUACAGAUUCAGAGGAGCAUUGAACAUAGGCUUCCAAUUGUCAAUCACAGUCGGUAUUCUCAUCGCCAACGUGCUGAAUUACUUCUUCGCCAAGAUCAAAGGCGGCUGGGGGUGGCGCCUGAGCUUGGGCGGCGCAAUGGUUCCCGCCUUAAUCAUCACCGUCGGCUCUUUAGUCCUCCCCGACACCCCGAACUCGAUGAUCGAACGUGGCCAAACCGAGGAAGCCAAAGCCAAGCUCAAGAGAAUCCGUGGUGUCGACGACGUCGAAGAGGAAUUUAGGGACCUCGUCGCUGCCAGCGAAACAUCGAAGCUCAUCGAGCAUCCAUGGAGGAACUUGUUGCAGAGGAAGUACAGGCCACAUAUAACGAUGGCGAUCCUCAUUCCCUUCUUUCAACAACUGACUGGCAUCAAUGUGAUUAUGUUUUACGCUCCUGUUUUAUUCAGCACCAUCGGUUUCAAAGACGAUUCCGCCCUCAUGUCCGCCGUGAUUACCGGUGUUGUUAACGUUGGUGCCACGGUUGUUUCAAUCUAUGGGGUUGAUAAGUGGGGAAGGAGAUUCCUUUUCCUUGAGGGUGGUGUUCAAAUGUUGAUCUGCCAGGCUGUUGUGGCAGCAUGCAUUGGUGCUAAGUUUGGAAUCAACGGGAACCCUGGUGAGUUACCCAAAUGGUAUGCCAUUGUUGUGGUGCUUUUCAUCUGCAUUUACGUGGCUGGAUUCGCCUGGUCAUGGGGACCGCUAGGAUGGUUAGUCCCUAGUGAAAUCUUCCCAUUGGAAAUCCGAUCAGCCGCACAAAGCAUCAACGUCUCUGUCAACAUGCUCUUCACAUUCGCGGUGGCUCAAGUGUUCUUAACCAUGCUCUGCCACUUGAAAUUUGGACUCUUCCUUUUCUUCGCUUUCUUCGUGCUAAUAAUGUCUGUAUUUGUGUACUACUUCUUGCCGGAGACAAAGGGCAUCCCGAUCGAAGAGAUGAGUCGAGUAUGGAAGUCGCAUUGGUAUUGGUCCCGAUUCGUUGAGGACCUCGAUUACCCUAAUGGAGGUAUGGAGAUGGGCAAAGGAGGGCAGGGUGUAAAGGAUGUGUAAAUCCCCUUGGAUUUAAAUUAUCUUUUGUUGUAGCACAUACUAUUGAUUUUCAAUGUUGUUUCAGCCUUUUAUUGAAGUAUAAAC
Molecule: messenger RNA, 1685 nt
Organism: Hibiscus syriacus
Lineage: Eukaryota; Viridiplantae; Streptophyta; Magnoliopsida; Malvales; Malvaceae
Product: sugar carrier protein C
Exons: 4
Coding region: 36-1601 (521 amino acids)
Biological process (GO): monosaccharide transmembrane transport
Cellular component (GO): membrane
Molecular function (GO): monosaccharide transmembrane transporter activity
Source: RefSeq, a predicted model, not a curated record